Messenger RNA from Ichthyophthirius multifiliis, 369 nucleotides. RefSeq lists its product as hypothetical. The record is from RefSeq and is a predicted model, not a curated record. The transcript is spliced from 4 exons. Lineage: Eukaryota; Ciliophora; Oligohymenophorea; Hymenostomatida. Gene Ontology annotation, cellular component: cytoplasm. Gene Ontology annotation, molecular function: hydrolase activity.
AUGUAAGAAGAUACUAUUUUCGAUAAAAUAAUUAGAAAAGAACUUCCUUCAACACCAAUUUAUGAAGAUGAAUUAUGUUAUUGUUUUAAAGAUAUAAAUCCUUAAGCUCCAAUUCAUUAUGUUUUAGUCCCUAAAAAUAGAGAUGGUUUAACUUAACUUAGCAAAGCUGAAGAUAAGCAUAAAGAUUUAUUAGGACAUCUAAUGGUCGCUGUAAGUAAAAUUGCAAAUUAAGAACCUUAACUUAAAAAGGGAUAUAGAUUAAUUAUUAAUGACGGAGAAUAUGGGGGCUAAACUGUAUUCCAUUUACAUAUACAUAUUAUUGGGGGUGUAUAACUUAGCUGGUAAACAGGAGCUCCAUAAAAUUGUUGA